GUGAGCUGCCUGCUAAUGGGCCCCCCCCCCCCCCCCCCCGAGCUGCUCCCUGGGGGCUGGACAAGGCUGGGAUUGUUCCCUGGCUCCCUUUUGUUUCACUCGCCGCCCAGGCCUGGCCCGCCUGCCACUCUCCCUCGCGGCAGCCUGGCUGGCGGAGCCUGGGACUCUGCCGGAGCGGCCCUGGGCCCGUGGACCCACAGGCUUGGGAGCGCCCCCUCCCCCCGAGCUCUGGGUGUUCUGGGAAGACGGCAUCAUGUCUGGGUACCGCCGCCCCAGCAGCUCCGCCCGGGACUGUGUCCUCAGCUCCUUCCAGAUGACCAACGAGACGGUCAACAUCUGGACUCAUUUCCUGCCCACCUGGUACUUCCUGUGGCGCCUGCUGGCGCUGGCGGGGGGCCCGGGCUUCCGCGCGGAGCCCUACCACCGGCCGCUGCUCGUCUUCCUGCUGCCCGCCUGCCUGUACCCCUUCGCGUCGUGCUGCGCGCACACCUUCAGCUCCAUGUCGCCGCGCGCGCGCCACAUCUGCUACUUCCUGGACUACGGCGCGCUCAGCCUCUACAGCCUGGGCUGCGCCUUCCCCUACGCCGCCUACUCCAUGCCGGCCUCCUGGCUGCACGGCCGCCUGCACCAGCUCUUUGUGCCCGCCGCCGCGCUCAAUUCCUUCCUGUGCACAGGCCUCUCCUGCUACUCCCGCUUGGCCUGUGCUGGGACCGGGGCCACAGCUGCGGGCGGGAGGCGCUGAGCUCCAGCCACACCUACCACCUGCUCUGCGCGCUGCUCACCGGCUUCCUUUUCGCCUCGCACCUGCCCGAGCGGCUGGCCCCCGGGCGCUUCGACUACAUCGGCCACAGCCACCAGCUGUUCCACAUCUGCGCGGUGCUGGGCACCCACUUCCAGCUGGAGGCGGUGCUGGCUGACAUGGGGUCUCGCCGCGCCUGGCUAGCCGCGCAGGAGCCCCCCUUGGGCCUGGUGGGCACGCUGGCCACGCUGGGCCUGGCGGUGGCCGGGAACCUGCUCAUCAUUGCCGCCUUCACGACCUCCCUAUUUCGGGCCCCCAGCACGUGCCCCCUGCUGCAGGGUGGCCCGCCGGAGGGGGGAACGAAGGCCAAACAGCAAUGAGCCUGCCCUGGGGAAAGGCAGAGGCCAGGCCCCCCUCCCCUCCCCAUGCCGGGGAGGAGCCCAGAAGGGGCACAUCGGAGCCUGGGGCCAAGAGUGACUGAGGGGAGGGGGCACAGGAGAGGAGGGCAGGGGGCAGGGGGUGCUGGCCAUGAGCAGGAGGGGUCAGUGACGGUGCUCUCAGGGGGCUGGGGCAAGUGCCGAGGGUCUGAGAAGGGCAGUGCAAGCGUCCGGGGCCGUAGCGCCCCGGCUGGAGGCUGGGAGGGGGAGGCGCUGGGCCCCGACACCUGGUCCCUUCCUGCCUGCGAGUCUCUGCUGAGCCCAGGGGGGGUCACUAACACGACUAACCUAGGCCUGCCUCGCGUGCUUGUUGCGCCGAGGCCCGCUGGCGCCCUCGCCUCCCAAACGGGCUGUUUGCCCACAGGGAUGUGGUCUGUCGGUGCUGGUCACAGCCGUGUGCUCAAGGUGUCCAGGACCUUGGGUCUAAAUUUGGGCGUCGUGGCUGGUGCAGGGGCUUGUGGGGGGAGGGGUGCUGGGCUCCAGGGGGGAAUCCUAAUAAGACUUUUAGGAAGCUGCUUUCGACGCUUCCAGAUGAGGCGAGUACAGUACAAAUAAAUAAGUCAACAGCGGACUUUGGGAAGCACUUUCUGGGACCAAAGAGCUCAUACCGCCCCUCUACUCCCGUCCCCGCCCGCACCUUCCCUUCCCUCCCCUCCCUCCACUCCCACGCCACGGAAGCCACGGACGUCCACGGG
Messenger RNA from Neofelis nebulosa (Clouded leopard), 1871 nucleotides. It is a transcript of the gene PAQR6, whose product is annotated as progestin and adipoQ receptor family member 6. Gene Ontology annotation, cellular component: membrane. Lineage: Eukaryota; Metazoa; Chordata; Mammalia; Carnivora; Felidae. Gene Ontology annotation, molecular function: signaling receptor activity. The transcript is spliced from 6 exons. The record is from RefSeq and is a predicted model, not a curated record. The coding region runs from base 16 to 1119 and encodes 367 amino acids.